AUGAAUAAGCUACUUCAUUUAUCAAACGUGGAAACCGUGGCAAAUGUGUACCAGUUGAGAGAAUUAUACGACCAACUAGAAAUAAACAUCAGAAGUCUGGGAACCAUGGGAAUUCAAAGUGAAACCUAUGGAACUUUGUUAAUACCGAUCAUCAUGGACAAGAUACCAAAGGCAAUUUCUCUGGAAAUUAAUCGGAAACUUGAUAAGAAAGACUCAUUGGAUGUCGAUAAGGUAUUAGCUUUAAUCAAAGCGGAAGUAGAAGCAAGAGAACGAUGUUUGAUCACAGGAGUAACGAUCGAAUCGCAAGACCAUCAAAAGGAAAACGAUAAGACAGGGCCAAGAAGAAGACGUCAGUUUAAUUCUACGUGUAGCACCCUGUACGCGGGUAACAGAAACGUUAUUUAUUGUAGCUUUUGCUCUAAAAAUCAUCCAAGCCUAAAAUGCACCGUUGUUACGGAUCCUGCUUCAAGAAAAGCCGUCCUUAGAAGAAAGGGGAAAUGUUACAUAUGUCUCAAGUCAGGACACCUCGCGUCUCAGUGUCCAUCUCAACAUAAUUUUCAUAAGUGUCGAGGUCGACAUCACACUGCAAUAUGUGACUCUCAGAGUACCUCGAGUAACAACGCCGCUCAGAACACUGCUAGUAACAAUACCCUUCAGAGUAUUACAAGUAACGACGCAACUCAGAGCUCAAAAGCUGAAACAGGAAAUCAGACCGAGAAGAAACAUUGGCAAUCAAGCCAACCGAACCAGUCUAAGCAAACAACUAAUCUACUUCUAAGAAAUGUACUAGCCCUUCCAACAAUUACAUCAACUAAUCUACUGAUCAAGGCAUUUGGAGAAGAAUCUAAUCAAACAAGAAAAUGUGAUCAUGUACAGUUUGCUGUCGAGACUUUAGACGGAUCUGAUGUUUAUGUGAGUGCUUAUAGUGUGCCAGUAAUUUGUAGCCCUGUAGCAAAUCAAGCCAUCGACACAUCUGUAGAUUUUUAUGAACACCUCAGUGGUAUACAGUUGGCUGAUAGCUGUGAUGGAGAAGAAGAAUUGCAAAUUGACAUUCUCAUUGGAGCUGACUUCUAUUGGUGCUUUGCCAACGGAGAAGUUAAAAGAGGAGACACAGGACCCAUCGCCAUCAACACAAAGCUUGGAUCUACCCUCUCUGGACCUGUGAACUCUAACAGGCGAGUAAAGGGAAAUGGGACUACAAACCUGUUAUCUACUCAUGUACUCAGAAUAGAUGCAAGUUCCUUAAUCGAAAGUGACGCAGUAUUGGAAACACCCCCUUGUCCACAGUUUUGGGACGUUGAAAUGGUUGGUACGUGCAUGUUAAAAGGAAGCAAACCAAAUAUCAAGGAACCUAUCCAAGAUAUUGAAUUCAAGAAUGGAAUCUAUCAAGUGAAGUUACCGUUCAUAGACGGACACUCUAUGAUCCCUGACAAUCACAGCACAUCAGUUAAACGUCUACAUUCAUUGAUUACACGACUUCGUAAGGAACCAGAAACUUUGAAACAAUAUGAUGAAGUAAGCAAGGAUCAAAUUGAGAAAGGAGUGGUGGAAAGAGUAACAGACACGAAUGACGGGGAAAAAGUAGGGCACGUUCACUACCUACCUCAUCGUGAAGUAAUGCGAUCAGAUCGAUCCACUACAAAACUUCGUGUUGUCUACGAUGCUUCUAGCAAAGGACCCAAAAAUGUUGGUCCAAGUCUCAAUGACUGUCUUUAUACUGGUCAAAGUCUUUCACCACUGUUAUUUGACAUCCUUCUCAGAUUUAGAACACAUAGACUAGCAAUCACUGCAGACAUCGAAAAAGCCUUCUUGAACAGCAGUAUUUCUCCAGAACACAGAAACUUUCUCAGAUUCUUGUGGGUGAAUAACAUAGAAGAUGAAGAUCCAGCAAUUGAAGUUUUUCGUUUUACUCGUUUGGUGUUUGGACUUACACCAAGCCCUUACAUCUUGAAUGCUACUAUACAUCACCAUUUGGAUCAGUAUGCUCAACAGGAUCCAGGAUUUGUAAAGGAAGUUGUCAACUCCUUGUACGUUGAUGAUUAUACAUCAGGAGCUGAUGAUCUCAAAUCUGCAUCUGAACUAGCCCUCAAGGUAAAACAGAGAAUGCUGGAAGGAGGAUUCAGCAUGAGGAAGUUCGCAAGUAAUUCUACAGAACUGAUUCAAGAACUUCAGGACAUUGAACUGUUUAGCAAUAGUUUAAAUCCUACAGACACUAACACUGAAUGCCAAAUGUUAGGACUAACUUGA
Messenger RNA from Actinia tenebrosa (Australian red waratah sea anemone), 2247 nucleotides. RefSeq lists its product as uncharacterized. The record is from RefSeq and is a predicted model, not a curated record. NCBI's taxonomy places the organism in Eukaryota, Metazoa, Cnidaria, Anthozoa, Actiniaria, Actiniidae.